AUGUUACUGCUCAGAUUAAGUUUAGAAUCAGUAAGAAUAUCCUAUGUUCUUCAAUACGAAUGUGCUCCGGCUACCCUUUUUGUAACGACGCACGUUGAUCUUGGUGCCAUCACUACGGAUUUUCUUUCUACAGUCUUAAGUAAUUCUCUUGCAAUACGAAUCAGCAAGGCCAGCUGGAGUACUGAGAACUUAGCCAUGCUGGUCCAUCCGGCACACAAUCUUCACAAAUCUCUGUCUCUCUUGCGACCACAAUAG
Molecule: messenger RNA, 255 nt
Organism: Plasmopara halstedii
Lineage: Eukaryota; Oomycota; Peronosporomycetes; Peronosporales; Peronosporaceae
Exons: 3
Coding region: 1-255 (84 amino acids)
Source: RefSeq, a predicted model, not a curated record